ACGACGACGCGUAGCUCAGAUCAGUGAUCAUCAUGCAGUGGUUGCUUUGGAAAAUAAUUCUCCUGUUCAUUGUUGAUCACUGCCAAGGGAGUUUUCUGGCAAUAGUACCAAAUGUCAUCAGAGAGCAUUCUACAAGUUCACUUGCAUUAACGAAUAUUAAUUCUGGGAACAAUUUGCAAUUUGAGUUGAUACUAAAACAAGGAACUGUUCCAAAUUGGAAAAGCCAAGUUUCGGUUCAAGAAAAUGAAACUGUUUUAGUGUUCUUUAAGACAAAAAAUCUUGGAAAUGAUCAGUAUAUGUUUGCUAUCCGCGAGCUCGGUGAUCCAGACGCUACUUAUGAUGUACAACUAGAAGUGAUACAAAAAUCAGCACUUAUUCUAAUCCAAACUGACAAACCAAUUUACAAGCCUGGUGAAACAGUGAAAUUCCGCGUAUUGGUGCUUGAUCAUGAAACAAAGCCAUUGAAGAAGGUCAAAAGCAUCAACAUCAAAAUUAAAGAUAGCAAAAGGAAUCUUAUCUAUGAGUGGCAUUAUGCAAAGAUGCAAAAUGGAAUAUUCCAAUCUCAGCUGGAAUUGGCACAUUUCGUGGCUCUUGGACACUGGACAAUUACAGUCGUAGCGGGUAUAGACGAGAACCAACAAACUUUCCGCAUUGCUGAAUAUGUACUCCCGAAACAUGAAAUCCGUAUUUGGUGUACAAAAGUUACCACUGUAAAAGACAAAGUUUUGCCUUUAAUAAUUGAUGCCGCAUACACUUUUGGGAAACCUAUUAAAGGGAGUUUAUCAUUGUCUAUUGAGGACACCGAAAAAAUAGUCAGCACGGAAAUCAAUGGUCGAACAUUCGUGAGUAUCGAUUUACCAGUGAUUGAUGACCAGUCUGAACUAGACGAAAUCAACAUUUUGGCCAGUGUUGUAGAUUCUGAAUCGAAACAUAUUUUUAAGUCUAGUAAAACUAUAGAAAUUUAUCCAGCAUCUCAUAAGAUUACAUUGCGCAAAUCCUCUGAAAACAUUACACCGGACGUACCAUUCAAAUGUUGGCUCACGCUACUGGAUCCACUCGGAAACCCAAUUGAAUACCCUGAUGUUAUUAAAGUUAAAGUAACGCAUGAAAUACCAUUUUGGAUUGACAGGUCAUACACAAUUGAACGGACGCCAAACGAAAAAGGUGUUCUACCGUUGCAAAUCGAAAGCGUCAAAAACACUGAAAAGUUGAAACUUAAAGUAACCUACGCAGGCGAGACUACAUACUUCACAGUACAUGAAGAAAAGGAUUCUGAUAAAAGCAACCCCUUCCUGGUGGUUUCCGUUCUGACUGAAACCCCUAAAAUAGGACAACCGCUACAGAUCUUGGUGACAAGUUCUUUUAAAAUACAGUUGUUGACCUAUUUUGUAUUAUCCCAAGGAGAGAUCAUCGUAAGUAAAACUCUAAACGUAAAUAAACGAUGGGUAAUUUUAGAGGAAACUGUGAACUUUCGGAUGGUACCUCAGGCUAGUUUGGUAGCUUUUACUGUUUUUAAUAAUAGAAUAAUCAAAGCAACAGAGCAACUGAUGAUUGAGGAUUUGAACAAUUUUGUAAACUUGACACUCUCUAGUCACGAAACGGAGCCCUCGGAACAGUUGAAAGUGCUUGUAAAGUCGCAUCCAGGAUCGAUGAUUGGUUUACAGGCAAUUGAUAAAAGUAUACUAACGUUAGCGAAUGGAAAUGAUCUUACUAAAAAAACGGUUUUCGAUAAUCUCAAAGCGAAUUUGCACAGUUUCAAUCAGGAUCCUCUGGAGCAAUCAGGAUUCGUCAUGCUAACCGAUUUGUCUGACAAUUCAAACUCUAUCGAAAUGACUCUAUUUGCCCUCAGUACACGGUUCAGCAGCGCUGAUCCGACAGAAGGAGCAUCACACAUUCGUAAAAACUUCCCCGAGACUUGGCUUUGGAGUGAUUUGGUGCCAAUAGACUCAAGUGGUGAAAUUACCAUCAGCGGUAUGGUUCCCGAUACGAUCACCAAUUGGCAAAUUAGUGCUUUGUCGAUAAAUUCGGAACGUGGGCUUGGUAUCAUCGACAAACCGGUUUCAUUAAAUGUUCUCAAGCGUUUCUUUAUUGUUCUAAAUUUGGCGUAUUCUAUACUAAAGACGGAAGUAGCCGUGGUAGAAGUAUUCGUUUUUAACUACCUAGAAACUCAACAGGAAAGUACAGUGACAUUUUUAAAUCAACAAAAGGACUUCUAUUUUGUUGAUCACCAAAAUCAGUCAUUCGACAAACCGGAAGAAACUCUAUCAGUUACGAUCCCCGCAAAUAGCGUUAGAACGGUUACAUUUCUGCUCAAACCUCGUAGCUCAGGAGAAUUUCAGAUAUUAGUGAAAGCGGCAAUACCGACAGCAACCGAUACGGUCCAAAGAUCUCUGCGCGUGACUCCCGGUGGAUUGCAGUACUAUCGCAACAUUCCGCGCUUUAUUGAAGUCGAAGAUUCAUCACAACACUUCCGUCAGUUGAAACUAGUAAUUCCACCGGUGGCUACACCGGGCUCAGAAAACAUCACUUUUUCGGUAGAAGGAAUCUUGCUGGGUGCCGCCCUGACGAAUCUGGGUGGUUUGAUUCGUUUACCGUCCGGUUGUGGAGAGCAAAAUAUGCUGAACUUGGUUCCGAGUGUUUUAGUUCUAGAAUAUUUGAGCAGCACGGAUACUUUGGACAAAACGACCAAGCAAAAGGCUAUCGAUUAUUUAACUAAAGGCUACCAGAAUCAGUUGAACUACAAACUGCGGGAUGGUUCAUUUAGUGUUUUUGGGCAAAGAGAUGUUCGAGGCAGUGUAUUCUUGACAGCAUUUGUUGCCAAGACCUUUCAAAUUGCUGGUAAACACAUCACAGUGGAUUCUGGUGUUACUGAUGCGGCGUUCAAAUGGUUACAGGCAAAGCAAGAUGCCGAUGGAAAGUAUGCGGAAUUGGGGAAGAUUUAUCACCAAAAAAUUCAAGGCGGCUUGAGUGGAGGUGUUACGCUUACUGCUUACACGAUAUCGGCGUUUCUAGAACAUAAAAAUACUGCCCAUCACUACCGAGCGGUAGUCGAUAAAGGGGCUAAUUUUAUUGCCGAACGACUUAAUCAUCUAACUAGACCUUACGAUCUGGCGCUAGCAGCUUAUGCGUUACAACUGGCUGGACAUCCUCGGAAACAGCUUCCUUUGGACAAAUUAUUGGAACAGUCUAUCACGGAUGCCAACCGUACAAUGCGUUGGUGGAAUGAUGGGUCAACAAAUAUUGAAACAGCAGCAUAUGUCUUGCUAACCAUGAUGAGUGCUGGCCUUUACGUAGAUGCAACACCAAUUAUGCGUUGGCUGGUUUCCCAGCGAUAUGAUAAGGGAGGUUACGACAACACUCAGAACACUUUCGUGGGUUUGAAAGCACUUGCAGAGUACUCUCAUAAAUUGUCGACUUCACGAAACAACUACGAAGUUACGCUCUCCUAUGGUGCGGAUGAAACGCAGGUUGUCCACGUGGAUGCUCAGUCUUCACUAAAAAGCCAAAGCCUUGCAUUACCUACGAAUGUACGUAGUGUUGAUGUUUCCAUAACAGGCACAGGUACUGGAGUUUUCCAGAUAGCUUAUCAGUAUAAUACAAUUGCGGCUGAUGAUAAACCACGGUUCGAAAUAAUUCGUACUGUACUUUCCGAGGGAACUACAAGUGACCUGAAGUUAGCUAUCUGUGCUCGAUACAAACCAUUACAUCGUGACGAAAUUAUGACCAACAUGGUACUGAUGGAAAUACUCUUCCCCAGUGGAUACGUUAUAGCGGACGAAACUAAGGAGAGUUUAGAUAGCGUUAAAGUUGUGAGGAAAAUGGAAGCAAAACGGGAUGACACGCUGCUUGUACUCUAUUUCGACUCGCUAUCGACAGAGGAAUCAACCUGUAUUAAUGUAACCGGCUUACGAAAGGCAGUAGUGCUCGGGCAGAUUGCAGGCUGGAUAAAAGUGUACGACUAUUAUGAUCCUACUCGCGAGGCAAUCGAAUACUUUAACCCUACAAUAAUGGAUCAAGAAAAUGAACUUUAG
Sabethes cyaneus is the source of this 4031-nucleotide messenger RNA. RefSeq names its product thioester-containing protein 1 allele S3-like. The coding region runs from base 33 to 4031 and encodes 1332 amino acids. Gene Ontology annotation, cellular component: extracellular region. The transcript is spliced from 9 exons. Gene Ontology annotation, molecular function: endopeptidase inhibitor activity. Lineage: Eukaryota; Metazoa; Arthropoda; Insecta; Diptera; Culicidae. The record is from RefSeq and is a predicted model, not a curated record.